This is a messenger RNA of Vicia villosa (hairy vetch), 2951 nucleotides long. RefSeq names its product disease resistance protein Roq1-like. Lineage: Eukaryota; Viridiplantae; Streptophyta; Magnoliopsida; Fabales; Fabaceae. The transcript has 4 exons. Gene Ontology annotation, biological process: defense response; signal transduction. The coding region runs from base 112 to 2670 and encodes 852 amino acids. The record is from RefSeq and is a predicted model, not a curated record. Gene Ontology annotation, molecular function: ATP hydrolysis activity; ADP binding.
GGAAAUGAACUUGUUCAAGUGUGAUUUUCAUUUGAGAUAUGAGAGAGUAGAGUAACAUUAUUUGUUGCUUGACUUGAGUUGACUGGCGCAGUGCCAUCCAUUCAACCUAUUAUGGCUAAUGAAAGAUUAUCUUCUUCUUCUUUUUUCACCUACGAUGUAUUCUUCAGCUUCAAUCCCUCAGAUACUACCAAUGGUUUCACUGCAAAUCUCUCCCAAGCUUUCCAAAGAAGGGGAAUUAAGAGUUUUAUGGAAACCAGAGACGAAAUCACACCGGACAUUUUCAAUUUAAUUGUAAAAUCCAAAUCUGCGGUUAUCCUACUCUCUGAGAACUAUGCUUCAUCUUCACGUUGUUUGGAAGAACUUGCAUAUAUCCUUAAUAACUUUGACCAUGCUACAAGGUCUGUUUGUCCGAUUUUCUAUGAUGUGAAGUACUAUGAAGUGAGAGGGUUUAGCGGAGCUUAUGGUGAAGCGUUGGCGAGACACGAGAAGAAUUUGAAAGAUAACAAGGGGAAAUUGCUGAAAUGGAAGAACGCGCUAUUUGAAGUAACUAAUUUGCCUCGCUUUCAUUUCCAACACGGGGUUGGAUAUGAUGAAACUGCUUUUAUUAUGAAGAUUGUCAAAGAGGUCUCUAGAAAGCAUUAUUAUGCUCCUUUGCCCAAUGAAGAUCACCUAGUCGGAUUAGAGGAUCCUUUGGAAGAAGUGUGCUCCCUUAUGGAUUUGGAAUCUGAUAGUGUGCUCAAGAUAGGGAUAUUUGGAAUGAGUGGUGUUGGUAAAACAACACUGGCUGGAGCAGUUUAUAAUAGAAUUGCACACCAAUUCGAAGGUCAUUGUUUUCUUUAUGUCAAAGGAAAUGCUGAGAUCGUGCACCUCCAAAAUAAGCUUCUUUUCGAUAUAGUUGGAGAAGAUAUUCAGAUAGAAAGUGCCCAUAGAGGUGCUUCAUUAAUAAAGGAAUGGCUCCAACAGAAGAAAGUUCUUUUGAUACUUGAUGAUGUGGAUAGACUAGAGCAACUGGAGGCCUUGGUUGGAGGACAGGAUUGGUUUGGUUCUGGAAGCAGAGUUAUCAUUACAACUAGGAACAGACAUUUGCUAGCAUAUCAGGGUGUUGAAAUAACAUACAAUGUAAAGAAGUUAAAUGACAAAUAUGCAUAUGACUUGUUUAUUCUCAAAGCUUUUGGAAAGAGAAAAGUCGAGCCAAUAUACGCAGAACUUUCGUACCAAAUAGUAGCUUAUGCUGAAGGGCUUCCAUUGACCUUGAAAAUGUUAGGUUCCUUUUUGCAUGGUAGAAGUGUAGAUGAAUGGAGAACUGCAUUAGCGAGGCUAAACAGUACUCCGGAUAAAAAAAAUGAUAUCCAAAAAGUACUUAGAAUAAGUUUUGAUAAUUUAGGGGAUGAUGAGAAAAGUGUUUUUCUUGACAUUGCUUGUUGUUUCAAGGGAUAUGAAUUGACAGAGGUCAACAAGAUACUAUGUGCUCAUUAUGGCUACAACGUGAAAUAUCAUGUUGAUGUGUUAAUUGGUAAAUCUCUCAUAACUAUUAGUAGUUUGGAUGGUAAGGUGAAAGUGCAUGAGUUGAUAGAGAACAUGGCUAAAGAAAUUGUCCGUCGUGAAUCACCAGAUCCCGGGAAACAUAGUAGGCUAUGGUCUCAUGAUGAUAUACUUGACAUUUUAAAAACAAAUAAGGGUACUGAUAAAAUCCAAAUCAUACAUUUGGAUCCUCCCUUAAUUGGAGAUGAAGUAAUAAAAUGGGAUGCCGAGGCAUUCAAGAAGAUGGAAAAUCUCAAAACACUUAUCAUUAGAAAAUGUCACUUUUCCAAUGCUCCCAAACAUUUUCCAUCUAGUUUAAGAGUAUUGCAAUGGUGGAAUUAUCCUUCACAAGAGUUACCAUGCGAUUUUGAUCCAAAACAACUUGUCAUAUGCAUGGUACCAGGCCUGAGUGUCACACCACCCCAGCCGUUUGAGUUAUUCGAGACUUGUAAGAGGGCUGCCCGAGUUAUGUUGCAGGUUUCUGUGAGGGUUUUGCAAGCUGAGGCGACUUGGAGACUAGUUGGCCUUGUGUCAAGUGUAGUUGGCCUGUUAUGUUAUGCUUUGAGCCCUUCUUUCAACCGAUUAAUUGGUGGCUGGAACUCUUUCAAGGGUGUUCUUUACGCCGUGUUUUCUUUGGUUAUCAUUACCACUAUAUUAUUUGGAAAGGAGUCUUCUCUUUCUACACAGUAUGUUCAGUACAAAGCCUACAUGAAAUUUGCAGUUUUAAUGAUCAUCUCAUUGUACUCAUUCUUUUAUGACAAUGCUGUGAGCGGGAAACCUGAAAUACGGAGUGUGGUUUCGAAUGCUGCGUUUGCUUUGAUGUCAUUAAGCUUGUCAAAACUGGUUAAGUUUGGAUUUGAGAUUGGUAUGUUCUCUUAUUUCCUAGGCUGUCUUGUGAUUCAAUUAUGGACCAUCGAUAGGAAGCUGAUUUUGGUAGCCAUAAUCUUCGGUUGUCCACUCUUUGUUAUGCAAUCCUCUCUGGAUUUUGAACCAGAAGUCAGUAAUGGAAGUCAAGUUAUUAAUUCAAAUUCACAAACAAUGUUAUUGCUAACUAAUAGAGGUCAAGAUAUUCAUUUAGAUAUUGACUCCUCUUCAGAUGCCACACCAGAGGUUAAUAGUGGUGGUGAACAUGUCAUCAACGUUCCUUAGGCUAUCUUUCCGAAUUAGGAGAAAAAGAAAGGGUUUAAAAAAAGAUUUAAGUGAGUUUUGUCAAAACCCGUUGAUAUAUCUAUCAUAGGUUUCAGUUGGUUAUAAUUUUUUCUGUGAUUUGAACAGUUUUCUCGUUUGUGUAAGCGGGUUCGAGUACCCCUAGUGCUCUUGUUUAUUUGAAUCCUUGCUUAAAAAAAAUUAAAGAAAAGAUAGAUAAAUCUUUAUUAUUGUUUGAAAAAUUAAUUUUGUAUAUAAUGAUUAAUGAAUGUUUAAUGUUAAUA